GUGAAAUGUAAUAUUCUUAAUAAUAUUUGCUCCCCAUUUGUUGCUCGCUUAUAAGGAUGGCAAGACAACUACAGGUACUUCGAUCUCCAGAUCUUUUCGCUCUCCUUGUCUCAUUGUCAGGAGCGUUUUCCUCCGGGGCGGCGAAGGAAUCAUGCAGGGAGCAAUGCACGCACUUCGUUUGCACGGGAAUGUUCUUAAGCGAGCUGUUCUCCAACACAUGCGGGUGAACGCAGCAAUGCUACCUACUGUGUUUCCACGCUUUGAGUCAGUUUCGUCGUCGUCGCCGUUGGAAGAGCAUGGAUUUGAAAGCACAACUAUCCUGGAUAUUCUUACAGCUAAAGGGAAGAAUGCUGAUGGCUCCUGGCUGUGGUGCACAACUGAUGACAGUGUUUAUGAUGCAGUGAAAUCUAUGACACAGCACAAUGUUGGAGCUUUAGUGGUGGUGAAACCAGGAGAGGAGAAGGCAAUUGCUGGAAUUGUUACUGAAAGAGAUUAUCUUCGGAAGAUCAUUGUUCAAGGAAGAUCUUCCAAGUCAACUAAAGUUGGUGACAUCAUGACUGAAGAGAAUAAACUGAUCACAGUGACUCCAAAUACGAAGGUUCUGCUGGCAAUGCAGCUGAUGACAGAGAAUCGUAUUAGGCACAUCCCAGUGGUAGACGAGAAAGGAAUGGUGGGCAUGGUCUCAAUUGGUGAUGUCGUUCGAGCUGUCGUGAGCGAGCAUCGUGAGGAGCUGAAGCGCCUCAAUGCUUUCAUACAAGGGGGGUAUUAGAGCAAGUAAUUUUCAAGCCUAAUAAUGGUAGUUAUGAUGGCGAUAAACUUAGUUUGCUUUGCUUUGAGCAGACCACAACCCAUGUACAGAGGUCCUUGUUUCUGGCUACUUGCAAAAGUUUAUGAAUAAAUAAUCUCUUUGGACA
This is a messenger RNA of Zingiber officinale, 914 nucleotides long. RefSeq names its product CBS domain-containing protein CBSX3, mitochondrial-like. The transcript is spliced from 6 exons. Bases 152 to 769 code for a protein of 205 amino acids. Lineage: Eukaryota; Viridiplantae; Streptophyta; Magnoliopsida; Zingiberales; Zingiberaceae. The record is from RefSeq and is a predicted model, not a curated record.